Molecule: messenger RNA, 2674 nt
Organism: Notodromas monacha
Lineage: Eukaryota; Metazoa; Arthropoda; Ostracoda; Podocopida; Cyprididae
Source: the annotation of a GenBank genome assembly
AUGUCAGCCCCGGAUCGCAAGAAUUAUUCGAAAGGGACCAAAGUUGUGGAGGAAGAGUGGGAUGCUGAUGAAAAAAUGAUGAUGAAAUUUCUGAAGGUCAAUGCACCGAAUUCGGUUUUUUAUGCCCUCCACAUCCUCAUGGUAGAUCCGACCCACGGUGGCCUGGUUCUGUUCGACCUGGGUACCGGGCAAAUGUCUCAUGUUAUGUCCAACCGAACCCUCCGCCAGAUUCCAGUUGUCGCUUUUACGAUGUCUGCGGAUCUCAGCUAUGUUUUGCUCAAACAUGAAAGUCAAUCUACUGGUGCAGCGCAACAACAGCAUCAACUCACUCACGAAUACUCCAUCUUCAGCGUGAAAGAUGAACGGUUUUAUUCCCUCAUGAAAGGAACGCCGUUGCAGUACGCCACGUGGAACUCAGCUGGCACUGACAUAAUUUUCGUUCUCGAAAACGACAUACAUUUCACACACAUUGACGGGGGUUCGUCAGCAGACCAGGCAGUGAGAUUGACUUUCACAGGUCAAACCAACACCGUCUACAACGGGAUUCCAGAUUACCUCUACGCCAGUAAUAAUCAAAUUUUCUUCCCAUCGCGAAAGCGGGUGAAGGGAUUUUUGAAAAGGUCUCAAUUUCCAGAGGAAAUCCAUUUGACCCCGGAACACGCGUUGAUACCAUCGCCGAACGGAACCAAAGUAGUUUUCUUGGCCUUCAACGACUCUGAAGUUUUGGAAACGAUCUACGUGAGAUACGGCGAUAUUCCUUCAGGAGCAAGUGUUGGCGAAAGUCCGUCUCUGGCCUCGUUUCGGUUCCCCACGGCAGGAGAAAUGAAUCCCACUGUGAGCGUGUAUGUGGUACAAUUACCCACAGCAGACGCAAGUAAAGACUGGAACCUUGUCGACGGUCGUCCUUCGAAAAUUACUCAACUCGACGUCAGAGAUUUUGGCAAUCCGGAAGAGGAGGAGGAGGACUUUUACAUCAUCCAGGUGGAAUGGGUGACUGAAACGGAGCUUCUGAUACAAAAAAUGAGCCGCACGCAAAAAGUCACCUCAUACAUAUUGUGCACUUUGCCGAGCGAAACUUCUGCGUCGUGUUCUGAGGUUGCUGUGAAACGAACGUCGGUUCCGUCGAUGCCAAGACCGGAAGAACGUCACACGGUGUCGGCGGGAGACGACAUAUUUGCAUUGGCACAAGUGAUGGACAGGGAUGAUGGCGCUUAUCAGCACAUUGUGCGCAGAAAUCGGAAGAACGGAAAAGCAACGCCGAUAACUUUCGGCAAAAUGGACGUUCGCGAAAUUUUGGCUGUAGAUUCGGCGGCUGGAUACGCGUAUUUUCUGGCGUCAACUCGGGAUGCCCCGGAGACACAGCAUUUAUUCCGGGUGCAAAACUUGGAAUUCUUCGAAGACCUCGUGGAAUGCGUGACGUGUCAACAUUCUGACGUGUCCAACUGUUCCUUCGUGUCUGCCAGCUUGACAGCCACGGGGAAAUAUUUCAUCAAACACUGCCUUGGUCCAAGAGCUCCUUAUUCCACAUCAUUAUCGGGCGAUGCGUUGGAAAGUUUGAUGGAAGAACUGGCUUUGCCGACGAAUGCUGUUGAAGCGCACGGUAACUUUAGUUGUGGCCCAACCCUUCGCUCACAGCUCGAAAGAAUAGGAGGGAAAUCCGAUCCGACGGAAAGGAGUGUGACAACUGCGAUGCGCAUGGACCUGGCAACGUUUCUUUCGGCCACGAGGGACGUUUUGACAGUCGCCAUCGACGCCAGAGGAACAAAAGGUCGCGGGAGAAAUUUCCAGGAUUCUUUUUUCGGAAACAUCGGGAAUGCGGACGUUGAAGACAUCAUUCAUGUCGCGACUCACUUGAGCCGAACUGUGAGCAUCAUAGACGGUGACAACAUGGUUAUUUUGGGCCUUGGGUAUGGUGGCUAUGUGGCAACCAUGGCUUUGGCUCGGGCCUCGUCGCCGUUUGCCUGCGGAGCGGCUGUUGCGCCCAUCACGACGUUUUCUCUCUACAAUUCAGCUUUCUCAGAGCGACACCUGGGCUAUCCGCUAGAGAGUAAGGCGAACCAGCGUAGGUAUUUAGCAACAGACGUGUCGCUUCAAGUCGAAGGUUUGCGAGAGAAACCCUUCCUGCUCAUUCACGGCAGUGCCGAUGAAACCGUUCCUCUUCGACAUUCCAUGCUGCUUUCGGCUGCUUUGACAGACAAGGCGAUCCCAUUUCGUCAAGUGGUAUAUCCAGACCAGCCACACGAGUUGUCAGGAGUCCUUGACCACGCAGAUGACUUGCUAGCGGAAUUCUUCGACGAAUGUUUCCAAGAAUGGUCAAUCAAAAGAGAAGCCUUGAAAGAUGAUUAACAAAUAGUGGGCUUCCGCUCCUGAGCUACACCUUUCUUUUUUUAAUGAAAUGGGUCCCAUGUUGUAUUUUCAAAAUCCAGUGAUUUUUUUCACGCGGGCACACAAUGCCACGUUGUCCCGGUUGUCUUAUUUUCAAUUGCGCGUUUUUUAGGAAACGUCGAAAAAUCUGUUUCGGUCUUUUUAUUUACAUUAUUUUUUUGCAGUUGGCAACUUGAUUCGUUUUUGCUGCUGAAAAUGUACAUAGGGACGUUCUUUUUGGCAUGAACUAUGUGCCGUCAUUGCUGUGAAAUGAAUUUAGGCUGAAAUGCAUCGACAUGCUGUCGAGAAA